AUGUCAAGUGCUUCUUUUCUCUUGGCCAUGUUCUUGGUGGCUACGUUCAUCAUUCCCUCCAUAGUAGGGGCAAUAGUUGAGCAGCGUGUAAGGUGGGUGCCUAAGACAACAGCACCUUGCCAAGGCUCCAUAGAAGAGUGCAUGGAAGAGGGUGAGUUUGGAAUGGACUCAGAGUCCCACCGGCGCAUUCUAGCGACCUCACAGUAUAUAAGCUACAAGGCGCUGCAACGUAACACUGUGCCAUGCUCAAGAAGGGGUGCUUCCUACUACAACUGCAAGCCAGGUGCAGAGGCUAAUCCUUACACCCGUGGCUGCCCCACCAUCACCCGUUGCCGUAAUUCUUAG
This is a messenger RNA of Vigna radiata var. radiata (mung bean), 345 nucleotides long. RefSeq names its product rapid alkalinization factor. The transcript has a single exon. The record is from RefSeq and is a predicted model, not a curated record. Bases 1 to 345 code for a protein of 114 amino acids. NCBI's taxonomy places the organism in Eukaryota, Viridiplantae, Streptophyta, Magnoliopsida, Fabales, Fabaceae.